Molecule: messenger RNA, 1264 nt
Organism: Phlebotomus argentipes
Lineage: Eukaryota; Metazoa; Arthropoda; Insecta; Diptera; Psychodidae
Product: venom serine protease 34-like
Exons: 3
Coding region: 1-1188 (395 amino acids)
Biological process (GO): proteolysis
Molecular function (GO): serine-type endopeptidase activity
Source: RefSeq, a predicted model, not a curated record
AUGUGGAAUAUUUUAGGUGUUUUCGGUAUUUUCCUCAUGUUGCCCGUGCUUGGGCAGAAUUGCUACUAUGACUGGACUGUUCCGGCCACUUCCAGGCCACUUGGCAUGCCAAAUACGCCCUACAUCAGCUACAAUGCCGGGCAAUCGUGCACGUGGAUCGCAAGGGCCAACACUGGCAACAUUAUUCAGCUCACGUGCAACGUCAUCAUUGCUGGUGGACUGAUGCCAGUGUGUCCCAUUGACUACUACGUGGUCUCGCCCACGGGACAGACGGAUUUCUCCGAUGGACGGAAGUACUGCGGUCAGCAGUCCUUUGUGGAACACUCCAAAGGCAAUCGCAUGACGAUGAAGCUGUAUUCCUCCAAGAAUUCCACAGGCGGACUCAUGAGUUGCUUCAUCAAGUCAGUUCCGGAUCCUUGCAAUUGCGGCAGGAGAAAUCGUCCGGCACGCAUUGUUGGCGGUUCUGAGACGGGAGCCAAUGAGUUUCCCAUGGUGGCGGCUUUAGUGGAGAGAGGAGACAGCAAGCCUUACUGCGGCGCAGUGAUCAUCUCACGGUCCCGCGCUCUCACCGUUCGUCACUGCGUGGCGAACAGAACCACAGACUCUUUCGAUAUGGUUGUAGGGGAGCACUAUGUGGCGAGCAACAGUGAGUCAGUCUACGCCAAGAUAUACACAAUAUCCGAAUACGCGUGCGUUAAUGGCUGUGAAGAUCGCAUUACGAAGUGGGAUGACGUCGCCAUGGUGAAAACGACCAUGGAAAUAUUCAUCAACUACGGCGUGGGGAUCACAUGUCUGCCCUGGAGGGACUACAAGGAGGAUCCCAAUGAGUACAUGAACCAGAAAGUCGAAGUCGCCGGCUGGGGCUUCACACAGGACAACGGUCAACCAAGUGAAGUCCUCCAGGUUGUCACGCUGGACGUCAUUUAUCCCGAAUAUUGCCAGAAACUCUACAACAACCUCACGUCGAACAACAUGUGCACCCAGACACCACGCAAAGGCACUUGCGACGGGGAUUCCGGUGGCAGCGUCUUCUGGACAGCGCCGGACAACAAUCGCCUCUACACAGUGGCCCUUGUGGAUUACGGCGUGGAUUGCGCUCUCGGUUGGCCAGGUGUCAAUGUCAGAGUGGCGCCAAAUCUGCAGUGGAUCCUUGAGAAUGCACCCGAAUCUGAUUUCUGUAUUGUCUAAAGAAAUUUCCAUCAUAUGUGCGCGUAAUGCUGGCUAAUGACUAAGGUCAUUAUCACAGAUAAUAAAGUAACACAAA